AUGUUUAAAACUCUCAAGUCAAAGAACGAGCUUGUCUACUUGACCCGCAAAUUGAUCCCACCUUUAUUGCCCAACUUUCACAAGGGCCAAUGCGGUCGCAUAGUCGUCAUUGGUGGGUGCGAAGACUACACCGGUGCUCCGUUUUUUGCUGCUCAUGCUGCCGCCCUUCUUGGAUGUGAUUUAUCCCAUGUCAUUUGCGAGUACUCGGCCGCUCCAGUGAUUAAAUCAUACUCUCCUGAUCUUAUGGUUCACCCCUACAUGCGAGAUAGCUCCAAAAUGGAGGAGCAUUUCCGUCUUCAAUCCAAGACCCCGACACCAGAAUUGAUUGAUAGCUACAUAAGAACCAAGAUCUUACCCAAAAUCACCUCAGUGCUCGACCGAAUACAUGUGGUGGUGAUCGGACCAGGAUUUGGGCGUGAUAAGGUGAUGCUCGAAACUUUGAAGAUAGUGAUUGACGAGAUCAAAAAGAGAAAUUUGCCUGUGAUCUUGGAUGCUGAUAGUAUAUAUCUCGUCUCUCAGGAGCCAGAUAUCAUUCGUGGCUAUUCCAGGGCUAUCAUAACACCGAAUCCAGUGGAAUUUAAGCGCAUUGCUGAUGCACUGGGCAUCAAUGAGUCAGACCCUAAACUUGAGGCCAAGGCUGUUUCGAAAGCAUUACAGGUGACAAUUUUGCGUAAGGGUGCUGUCGAUAUAAUUGUGGACGGGGAUCAAUUGAUUAUUGCCGAAGAAGAGGGCGGCCUUAGACGGGUCGGAGGACAAGGAGACUCGCUUACGGGUAUGAUUGCCACAUUCCUGGCCUGGGGCACCUACUCCUAUCGCAAUAAGCUCUGGUCAGAAUCCAAAGAAGAACCUGUAUUGAGCGAUCAAGAGGUAAAAAUGCUCGCUUGCUACGGCGGAAGUAUUCUCACCAAAUACUCCUCUAAGUUAGCUUUUGAGCAACACUACAGAGCAAUGCAAACGUCUGACCUUCAUCAGUUCAUUGGACAAGCUUUUUUGGAAAAGUUUGGAAAGAAAGAAGAUGACUAA
Ogataea angusta is the source of this 1023-nucleotide messenger RNA. RefSeq lists its product as uncharacterized. The coding region runs from base 1 to 1023 and encodes 340 amino acids. Gene Ontology annotation, biological process: metabolite repair. The transcript has a single exon. NCBI's taxonomy places the organism in Eukaryota, Fungi, Ascomycota, Pichiomycetes, Pichiales, Pichiaceae. The record is from RefSeq and is a predicted model, not a curated record. Gene Ontology annotation, molecular function: ATP-dependent NAD(P)H-hydrate dehydratase activity.